GUUAUCUGAGUUAACUCGAACUAUAUUUUUAUUCGUCGAUGUAUCUAUCUAACACUAUCCAUGAAUUAUCCUCUUUGGAUUUCAAGCCCUAACUCUCUUAUUUUGACCAAUCUAUCACUCAACUAUCUUCUAAUCAGUAUUUGGCCAUCAGCAAUUUGUUUUUGCAUCUGAUAGAGUCCUCUUUACUCUUACACAAUAUGCUCUCUGAUUAGUGUUGGCGGAAGAAGCCAGAGAGAAAGAAGCCGAGAGUCGCCCAAAUGCCAUUUUCUAGUCUAGAUCGGCGGUUCAAUUUCUGUCUCUGCAAUAAACAAGCAAUCGAAUUCGUGAAUGCACCGAAUGGCAAAUCUAUCAUUAUAGAGAGAAACGAGAUUUGGAUCUUCUUUCAUUAAUCGGCACGGUCUACUAAUUUUGUUUUAGAGAGAGAAAAGGAGAGGAAUUUGUUGUAUUUUACAGGUUUUCGUCCGGUUUCAUUGUUUCAGAGAGAAGGAUAAAAUUGAAGAGAGAGAGGUGAUGUAUGGAUCCUCUCUUGUUGUUGGGAUGAAUGAAUUUGAUUCCAUUAGAAGAAUUUUUUGCUAAAGAAAGGUCGGUUGGUGUUAAUCAGAUCUAUUGGGGCAUUUUGAAUGUUGUAUUUUGGCAAUUCGUGAUAACACAUUUUGAAUGAUGAUUUCGAAUCCCGAUUUGGUUUAUUACGCCUCUGCUUCCAACGGAGCUACGAUUCUCGUAGAGUUCAACUCCGUGGAAGCCGAUCUCGGAAGGAUAGCUGCGAAAUGUCUCAAAAAGACGCCGCUUUUUCACAUCAUUUUCUCUCAUACCAUUCGACAAAGGACCUACAAGUUCUUGAUCGACGACCCUUUUAUCUAUUUCGCCGUGUUCGAUGAGAAUCUGGAUAACUCGAAAGGUCUUGCCUUUCUCAAAGGUGUCCUGUUCAUUGAUAUCAUUGAGAGCAAUCUCCUAUUGAAAGUUCUGGCGACCCAAACGGUGUUAGCGUUCCAUCCCAUCAAUGAUUUGGACAGUUUGCAUUUUCAUUGUUUUCAAGGCGAAUUCAAUCCAGUAUUCCAUCAAUUGUUGAUGCCACCGUCGAAUUUCGAUGCUCUGUAUUCGCCACAGAGAAUUUUGAAACACUCUCAGAGUGGAAGUUUGGAUUCGCCCAAAGGGUUGAAAUUUGGGUCUGUUGCUCAGAGGGGAUUGAAUAUUAAGUUGAAUAUGGAGAUGGGCGGUGAAGGCGAAGAUUCAGUGGUCGGUAACUGGGUGGAUAUUAUUAAUGGUGGUGCUGGUUUGAGUAGAGAGUUUUUGGUGUUAAUGCAAAAAAAAAAUGGAUUUUAUGCUGUGGAUUCAGGAACCCAAAGGGCAAAGCUAGUUUGGAAGAAACAUGUUUGGGUGGUGUUGUCAUUGGACUUGAUUGUUUGUUUUGUCUUGUUUGGGAUAUGGUUGUGGAUUUGCAGGGGAUUUAAAUGCAUUGAUGGUUGAAUUGGCACUAGCAGGUUUGGAUGGUGGUGUUCUCUGAUUGUUGGAUCUUUUUUCCUGUACAUUGCUAGCAGUUGGGUUCUGUGAUGAUUUUCAAAGGCCUAUUGGUAUAGUAAAAUAGAACCUCCAGUUACUUGUGAGUUUCCAAAUUGUGAUUCAGCUUCUACUGGUAAUCUAUUUUAUCAAUGAAGUCCUGGUAUUCUGGAAUAGUAUAUAUACUGCUUCUUAAUAUGGUUCUUAACUAUCUCAUUUUGUGUUAUGCUUUAAACUCUGUUUAAUUACAGAUAUUACGGGCCUACACAUUUUAAAAUUAUCUCUUCAGAAAUGUUUCUGGUUAACAUUAUGGAUUCACUAUUACUUUUUGUCACUUGGGCUGCAAGGCUGGUUGUGAUUAGAUUAGAUUGUAAGAGGUGUUUUCUCUUUGUGGAAAGGUUUCAAUUCGUAUCAUUACCUGUUUUAUAAUGUUAGGAACCUCUGAAAAUUGUCUUUAGACUUCCUCCUUUUUUUUCUUUUUUUUUUCUUCUGCUUCAUUGGUCACUUUGUUAUGAUCUAGCUUCACCAAUCAGUCUGAUUAGAUAAACCGUAUAAUAAUAUGGUCUAAUGGCCAUGUAGAGUACUUAAAACUAAAUCGUAUAUUGAAGUAUUUGCAUUCAUAAUCCAUCAAGAAACUGGUGAAAGUUACAUUUUAGGUUCUAAAAGGGCUGGGAAGGGUUAACCAAAACUUGGUCCCAGGCCCGAGCU
Messenger RNA from Cornus florida, 2205 nucleotides. Its product is annotated as phytolongin Phyl2.2-like. NCBI's taxonomy places the organism in Eukaryota, Viridiplantae, Streptophyta, Magnoliopsida, Cornales, Cornaceae. The coding region runs from base 658 to 1467 and encodes 269 amino acids. Gene Ontology annotation, cellular component: membrane. The transcript has 3 exons. The record is from RefSeq and is a predicted model, not a curated record.